CAAUGCGUCAGUCACGUUCGGGCUGCCCUGGCGUCAACAUCUCAUGACUGCCAGUCGUCGUCGGGAAGCCGAGUUGUGAACAACCAUAGUACAAAACAUAACGUACAAAUUUUUCCAGCAGUGAGGUGAACGCAUCUUGUUUUUUUUUAAAUAGUGACAGUGCCUUUAUAGUGCAGUGACCAGGAUUAUCAUUGGAAAAUGGAACGCGGUGGUGUUUAAAACAGAGUUCUAAAUUUAAAAAAGCGAAUUCGUGCCCGAUGUAAAUUCGUACAACUGGAUUUUAGAUAACUGAACACAACAACGUUCGGUUAGCUAAAGUCUUACAAAUAAAAAAUAAAAUAACAAAUUGGCAUAUAAAUCUUAUUUAACAAAUAACUUCUCUUUAAAUCAAAUAAAUUCUUCUUUCUGCUUUGGUUUUCUCUUUACAGAUAUUUUGUGCUUUGAUCAGUAAGAAGAUAGAGAUUAGUAUACGGGAACAAGUGAAUAAUUACAAUAAACCGAUAAGUGCCUUAUAAUGUUUAUUUAAGAGGAAACGAAGACAAAAUAUACAAACAAAUCACGGAGACAAAAUGCCAAAAAACUUGUUGCUCUUCAAAAAGAUAAUACCCGAGAUCAAUUUCGCUAAAAGAAAUCUCACAUCGCCUCUUGGUCGAAACAUAUUCAUCAGUUAAAAACUGACGAAUAUAAAAAAAUAAAACAAGCUGAAGAAACAUCGGGGGAGUGCCAUAAAGUUUUUUCAAAAUUCUUAAUGGUGAUAAUAAUAUAACAAAACACAAAAAAACGUUGCCUUAACACCGACUUAGUCGAUAAAACAACAAUACAAAACGUCAAAACGUAUAAAACAUCAAAACACCAAAACGUUCAGUGAUACUAGUGUAAAAAGAGACGCAAUGCGAAUGCAAUUCGCGCGUUUGCAAAAAUACUGGCCGAAAAUAACCUAAAGAAAGCGGUUACGUUGUAAAUUUAAGAAAACUUUUUGAAAGUUUCAAAUUUCGAAUUUCGAAAUGAACAACAGUCAGUUCCACGAGUUGUUCGGGUCUCAGUGGCCGCCCGAUCAGCAUGGGGGCCACUCGUCGGCGUCCACGAUGCUGCAUCAGGCGCAGUCGCCACUGCCUCAAGGCAUGCAGCUGAAGAGAGAGCCCCACACCGAUGUUCAGGGUGUGAUGCAUAACCAGAUGGGCAUGGACAUAACGUCUGGCUCCGUCGCUGACAGCACUUCCCCUCCACCAGGGAGCAGUGAAGGCAUGUUUGGAUCCUCAAUGUCAGGAAUGUUCAUGGAUAAGAAAGCUGCUAAUUCCAUUAGAGCCCAAAUCGAGAUAAUACCGUGCAAGGUGUGCGGGGACAAGUCUUCAGGGGUGCACUAUGGGGUGAUCACGUGCGAGGGAUGUAAGGGGUUCUUCCGGCGGUCACAGAGCACAGUGGUGAACUACCAGUGCCCGCGCAACAAAGCCUGCGUAGUGGACCGGGUCAACAGGAACAGAUGUCAGUACUGCCGGCUGCAGAAGUGCCUCAAGCUUGGAAUGAGCCGUGAUGCGGUGAAAUUCGGUCGCAUGUCGAAGAAACAACGUGAGAAGGUGGAAGAUGAGGUGCGAUAUCAUCGCGCGCAGAUGAGAGCACAGACAGAUGCCGCUCCGGACUCGGUAUAUGAUGCCCAACAGCAGACGCCCAGCUCCAGUGACCAGUUCCAUGGUCAUUAUAAUGGCUACACAGGCUACCCUUCGCCUCUCUCUUCAUACGGGUACGGCGGCAACGCGGGACCAGCCCUGACUUCAAACAUGAACAUUCAACCCCAACCACCCCAGCAACAACCCUACGACGUAUCAGCUGACUACGUUGACUCUACAACUGCCUACGAGCCAAAACAAACUGGAGGAUUCUUGGACACUGACUUCAUAGGACCUGACGAGCAACAAAAAAGCACCAUAGUCCGACCAUCAGGUUCCACGUCAACCGCAACGGCAACCACAUCGACAACCACCCUCCGACAGUCAGCCAUAGAAAUGCCGAGGCCCAGAAUACAGGAAUUCGACAGAUACGAGGAAAGGAUUCAGUCACCUGCUUCUAUAUCGAGCGGUGUCAUUAAUAUCAAGCAGGAAAUAAAACCGGAAACUUCUAUGGGGGUUGACAACUUGGUUGCCAGUUAUGUGGACUCGACAACCUUCUUACACAGUCCUUCGAACAUCCAACACAGUCCCAUGGACAUACAGAAUACCGUGCUUGUCUCUGGGCAGAGUUCUGUCUCUUUGACAAGCGAGGAAUUAAGUCCUGAUGACUUAACGUCGAGUAGUGGACACGGGCGGUUAAUGGAUCCAAUACCUAUGAAUAUACCUCCCAUGGGGAUGGUUAACCCCAACGCAGUCACUAAUAGAAGAAACCAGGGCUCAAGUCAUAGUGGGUCGUCCAGCUCAGAAGACCUGCCUUCGGAAGGCGACAUCAGCAAAGUACUGGUGAAGAGUUUGGCAGAGGCGCACGCAAACACCAACCCGAAGCUGGAAUACGUCCACGAGAUGUUUAGAAAACCACCAGAUGUCUCUAAACUUUUAUUUUACAACUCGAUGACUUAUGAAGAGAUGUGGCUAGAUUGUGCGGACAAGCUGACAGGGAUGAUACAAAAUAUUAUAGAGUUCGCGAAGCUGAUACCAGGCUUCAUGAAACUCACCCAAGAUGACCAGAUACUGCUGCUCAAAUCAGGUUCAUUCGAGUUGGCAAUAGUACGUCUGUCGCGGCUGAUCGAUGUAAACCGCGAACAAGUGCUAUACGGCGAUGUCGUAUUGCCGAUACGAGAGUGUGUGCAUGCACGCGACCCCCGGGAUAUGUCACUUGUGGUCGGCAUAUUCGACGCCGCGAAGACAAUUGCGCGACUCAAACUGACUGAGACUGAGUUGGCUUUGUAUCAAAGUCUUGUGUUGUUGUGGCCAGAACGGCAUGGAGUUCGUGGUAAUCCCGAGAUCCAGUGUCUAUUCAACAUGUCGAUGGCGGCCAUGCGUCAUGAGAUUGAAUCUAACCACGCGCCUCUCAAAGGCGACGUGACAGUGCUGGACACUCUGCUUGCGAAAAUACCCACCUUCAGAGAACUUUCGCUCAUGCAUUUGGAGGCGUUAUGCCGCUUCAAAGCGGCACAUCCACACCAUGUAUUCCCAGCACUCUACAAAGAACUGUUCUCCUUAGACAGUGUACUAGAUUAUACACACGGAUAAUUUCGCCAAAUUAUUCCAUGGGUUAUAUCCUUUGUUGGGGUUAGUACGAUCUCAUUUUUGCCUACAAAAUCUGGAGAGGGCAGCAGUGAGGCCGACCUUUGUUUAAAGACUUGACAGCUAUGUAUUUUUUAUUUGAUUCCUUUGAACUGUGGACACCUAAAACGUUAUUUGUUAACCUAUUUAUAAUUGUAUGUAUGUACUUUGAGACUGUUAUAAUGAUAUUUUACGUAUAGGUACGUACGUACAAUAUUAAUAUUUAAAUGUUUAUUUAAUUUUGAAUCUAGGAACAUUUUAGGUGUCCACAGUUCACGUGUAAUGUCAGAUGGUAUUAUAUUUUUUGUUGUGGUUUUAUUUUUCAUAACAAAAUGUAGAUUAUGGGAAUAUAUGAAACCUGAUUUUGUGAGCUUUAUAUAAAUACAUAAUAAUGCAUAUAUGUUUUGUUGUGUGUUUGUAUAUAGAGACGUAUCGUAAUAUAAUUAUCAUAAAUGUGUAACUUUUAUGAGAAAGUAAGAAUUAUAUAUAAAAAUAAUAAUAGUAAUAGAGUUUUUAUUAAGAAAUGAAUAAAGAAGUUAUAACGAUAUAGAGUCGUAAUGAUCACACUACAGUUUUUUUUUCUAAACAGAACUGUAAUUAUUAGUCCUUAAUUAUUUUUUAACAAUUUUUUUUUAAAGAAUAUUGUAAUUUGUUAUUUAUUUCAAAUGAUUAUUAUUAUUGAUGUUUUUUUCUCUUCAACAUAGAUAAUAUAAGUUGUAAUAUAGGAUACACAAUACUGCCCAUUUAAUUAUAUAUUUUAUUUUUCGUUGGCUUGAACAAGUAAAGCGAUGAAAAACUUGAAGAUAUAAUAACGUAAUAUAACCUAAUAAUAAGAUGGAUUAUAACGUAUUAUUGUACGGUGCAUUGAACAAAAUUGCAGUCGAACAUUAUAUUAUUAUUAUUAUAAUAAUAAAAGAUAUAUAAACAAUCAAAUUUGUACCGAUCAAAUUCAUUUUGUAUACUGUUUUAGCAGGCAAUUUACAUUUUUUCUUAGAAUAAAUUUGAUCUCAUUUUUUUGCACGUUCUUCGCUUUGGUGCCAUGUUCGGAAUUUAUUCACAAUUUUAUUGCAUAAUACACGAGAUGUUAUGCCACAACAAUGCAUAAUAAUAAUUCUAUAACUGAUUAUUGAAGUACAUUUUUUACAAUAAUAUAUAUAUAUAUUUUAAUAAUACGUAAAUAAUAUUAUUUACAGUUUUUAAGCUUUACGCUCUUUUAUGUACGUAUCACGGACGAAUGUUUGAUUAUUAGAAGAUCCCUCUUAAUUUUUUUUAUAUUAAAAUUGCCUGCUACGUCUAUUAGAAUUAUUAACCAUCAAUUUUUCUAACAAUUACGCUAAGUUUUGUCGAAUAGCCUUUUACUAUAGACUGGUUUAUAUUAAUAUUAAAAAAAAGUAUAAAUCUUAACUCGUAUUUUGUAAAUAGUUAUUAAUCAUAUGUAUUUUAUAUUAAAUAUCAUUAUAAGGUUCAAUGGGUUAAUUUUAAUUUUACAUUCUAUUAAAAAAAAAGUGAAAAACAAAUUUUCCACAAUGACCUGCCGGGAUGUCGCGUCUUGAACGAUCUUGUGAAAGUGUUGUUUUUUGUCUUUCUAUAUAUUAUAUAUUUUUUGUUAAAUAAAGCAAUCUGUUAUUGUCUAUUUCUUUUUGGUUUUAUUUUUUUUUCAUUUUUAAUGCGUUCCUUAUCGUAUAUAUUAUUAUUUUUUUAUUUCCUCUAUUUGAGCACCAUAUUUUUUUAUUUACAAGAAUAUUUAAUAUAGUUAUAAUCAUACAUAAAUAGUGAGAUACAUAAUAGUAUAAAAAUAUACGGGUGAUUCAAUAUAUUAUUUUUAAACACAGUAUAUAUAUCUACAAAUAUAUAGUCCCAUUGUUUUAUUGAUAUUGUUAUGAAAAAAAAUAUAUAAAACGUAUAUUCAAGUGAUUUUAAUGAAUGUAACUUUUCCACUGAGCGACAUUUAAACCAUUUUAUUUUAAAUAUAAGAUUAUAGGCGCACAUUAGACGAAUUAGCGAAGUAUUUAUUUAGCUUAAUAAUGGGAUUUGUCCAAUUUUUUCAAUACAAAAUUAAUUUAAAACGUACCUUAAGAUAUACGAAGAAUUACAUUAUUUAUCAGUCAUCAGUUUUUCGUCUACACCACUGUUGAUCAUAUAUACUAUAUUAUACAUUAUACAAAGAGUUAUUUGUUUAUACAUUAUAUUAUAUACCGAAUUAUAUUAUUAGUACUAUACAUGAACAUAUUUUUAUUUGUAUUGAUUGGAUAUUUCCCAUUAAAUAUUUACUUUAUACUUGAUAAAUAAACGUUCUAGAGCACUAAGACUGAAAAUUCGGCUAAAAUCAUUAAUAACACAAUAAAAUAUAGUAUCUCGUUAUCAGCACUAGUUAUUAAGUCUGAACUCAUUAUGAUCUUAUACUCUUAGAUAUAAAAUUUAAUAUUUUUGCUUAAUAAUGCAACUCCCUCAAAUUAAUUCCACUUGUCCUUGAAAUUAUUAAUAUUUUAUAUUCGUUUUGUACAGUAUUAGAAAUUGUACAAAACAAAGGGUAACAUUCUAUACUUAUAUAAAGAGACAGUAUUUGUCAAUAUGAUAUAUGUUUCCUUCCAAGAGAUUCUGAAAUAAGGAAUUUAAAACAAAAUAAAAUAUUUGUUUAAUAAAUAAAUUAUUU
Achroia grisella is the source of this 5883-nucleotide messenger RNA. RefSeq names its product probable nuclear hormone receptor HR3 (gene Hr3). Gene Ontology annotation, cellular component: nucleus. The coding region runs from base 1005 to 3197 and encodes 730 amino acids. Gene Ontology annotation, biological process: regulation of transcription by RNA polymerase II. Gene Ontology annotation, molecular function: nuclear receptor activity; RNA polymerase II cis-regulatory region sequence-specific DNA binding; zinc ion binding. Lineage: Eukaryota; Metazoa; Arthropoda; Insecta; Lepidoptera; Pyralidae. The transcript is spliced from 12 exons. The record is from RefSeq and is a predicted model, not a curated record.